UUCUCUCCCUCCACUACACGUUACCACCACGUACGUACGGCGGGCGGUGAGGGUGUGGACGACCCACAGCACUCAAACCCCAGGACACAACACAACGUUGCUAAUAACUUCUGCUCUCUCUAAACUGCAUCACGCCACAGCAGGCCGACACACCUGGCGUUGAGCGCCACUGAGCCUCCCUGAUCGCGUCCCUCAUUGUCCCAAAUGAGGAACUGAUGCUGGCCAGGACUCUGCUGAACCCCUCGGGUCGCCUCUCUCAUCGGUCCCAGUUUACUUCUGCAGCCCCUUAAGAGAAGAAGAAUACAACAGCUGAAAUGGAUGACAUCUUCACACAGUGCCGGGAAGGCAAUGCUGUAGCAGUACGCCUGUGGUUGGACAAUACAGAGAAUGACCUCAAUCAAGGAGAUGACCACGGCUUCAGCCCUCUCCACUGGGCCUGCAGGGAGGGCCGCUCCAGUGUGGUGGACAUGCUCAUCAUGAGAGGGGCUCGCAUUAACGUCAUGAACCGUGGCGAUGACACACCUCUGCACCUGGCUGCCAGCCAUGGACAUCGCGACAUUGUGGGAAAGCUGAUCCAGUGCAAAGCAGAUACAAAUGCAGCCAAUGAACACGGGAACACACCACUGCAUUAUGCCUGCUUCUGGGGCCAAGACCAAGUGGCUGAGGAUCUCGUGACUAAUGGGGCUCAGGUGAGCAUCUGCAACAAAUAUGGGGAAACUCCGCUUGACAAAGGCAAACCUCACCUGCGUGAACUGCUCAGAGACAAAGCAGAGAAAAUGGGACAGAACUUGACUAAAAUCCCCUUCAAAGACACAUUCUGGAAAGGCACCACCAGAACUCGACCCCGAAAUGGCACUUUGAACAAACUUGCAGGCAUUGACUACAAACAGCUCUCUCUUCUGGCUAAAAUAAAUGAGAACCAGUCUGGAGAGCUGUGGCAAGGGCGCUGGCAAGGAAAUGAAAUCGUUGUUAAGGUGCUAAAAGUUCGCGACUGGACCACAAGGAAAAGCAGAGACUUCAACGAGGAAUAUCCCAAACUCAGGAUAUUUUCACACCCGAAUGUCCUACCCAUGUUGGGAGCAUGUCAGUCUCCUCCCGCCCCUCACCCCAUCAUCAUCACACACUGGAUGCCUUAUGGCUCCCUCUACAACGUGCUGCAUGAAGGCACCAACUUUGUUGUGGACCAGACGCAGGCGGUGAAGUUUGCCCUGGACAUUGCUUGUGGAAUGGCCUUCUUACACACACUGGAACCGAUGAUCCCUCGCCACUAUCUCAACAGCAAGAGUGUCAUGAUAGAUGAAGAUAUGACAGCCAGGAUCAGCAUGGCAGACGUCAAGUUCUCCUUCCAGUGUCCUGGCAGGAUGUACUCGCCUGCAUGGGUAGCCCCUGAGGCCCUGCAGAAGAAGCCAGAAGAGAUCAACCGUCGGUCAGCAGACAUGUGGAGCUUCGCCAUCCUGCUGUGGGAGCUGGUGACCAGGGAAGUGCCGUAUGCUGAUCUGUCCAACAUGGAAAUCGGCAUGAAGGUCGCCUUGGAGGGUUUGAGGCCCACCAUCCCCCCCGGCAUUUCACCCCACAUUUGCAAGCUCAUGAAGAUAUGCAUGAACGAAGACCCAGCAAAGAGGCCUAAAUUCGACAUGAUAGUGCCAAUUCUGGAAAAGAUGCAGGACAAGUGAAAAUCCUCCUCUACCCUCCUCCUCUGCUGAACAGGAUAUCUUGCCCCGAAUGGUGGUGUGGUGCUUACCAGUAUUGCCUUAAACUCUCACUCUGCCGCUGCAUUCAACGCUCCUGUAGCUUCUGCUUCUGAGACAAAUCCAGCAGCAGUCACUUCUUUUAUAUUGUUAUGUUUCUCUUUUUUUUCAAUGUGAUAUCAAGUUUUUAUUUGUGUCUUUAUGCAUCACGGAUCCGCUGAUAUUGUCUCUGCAAGCUAUAAUCACAUGGACUGAGUACAAUCUUUGAGACUGAAUAACCUGUGGAGGUCAGCAUGACAGUCUGCUGCUUUGCUUCAGUGGAUUUAAGGCCUUAUUUUGUAUCUGGAGUGGGCUCACUGUCAAAAAGGAAUCAUGAUGAUGGCUCCUAAUUAAAGAAAUUACAUAAAGCUUGUCUUGUGGGGAAAAGGUAACAUUUUCUGGGCAAGCAUGGCCAGUGUCUGAAAACCAAGCAUUUAAUCAUGCAAGAAAACGUAUUUGAAUGAGCGUUUCCAAUGAGAGUACCUUGCAGUGUUGUACCAUUCGGCUUGGCUCAGUAGUGAUGUGUAGAACUUGACCUGUCUUGAGCAUCGGUCCCUGAUUGUUAUCCUGUUCAUCCUGCUGACAUUAACAUAAACUGGCCAUUGAAACUCUUCUUCGCUGCAGCAAUCAUUUCGGAGUUGAUCAUUGCAUUUGCCGAUUUUGUGUUGUUAAAUCUGACGAUGUAAUGUAACUAGAUUACUCAAAUGUAUUACUGUAAUCUAGUUUAUUUUCGCUUCUAAAACAUACCGUUAAUUAUGAUUUGAACUCUGUUAGCUGUACUGUUCAACAAAGUCUCUCUCUCAAGUGUUACUCCCAUGUUGAAUACUGUCAAACUACAUAAUCCAACAUGUAAUACCUUGUAGAGUUAGGAAUGAAUACUGCAGCCCAGACUGUAAUUUAUUCACAGAUAUCAAAUGUACAGUUAUAUUUGUUAUCUUGUCGAGCAUGGGGACUGCUUUUUCUCACACGUUCAUGGCUACAUCUGAAGCUGCUGCCAACAGAAGGGACUUAAGAGGGUUGGUAUUAAUAUCCAACAAACUGUCAUUGUUUCCUCACUUAUUUUUAUCUUUUUGAUAAAGAUAGUUUAUCCAGUUGACUUCUGACUUUAUGUCAAUCUCAUGGGUUGUUUCUUCUACCUGCAACGUUUCUGUGCCUCCACCAGCUUGCUUAUUUGUGCUGAAUCACAGGUUGAAGCCAAAAUCAAGAAUGACUUAUACAAAUGUAUGUAUUUAUAUAUAAGUAUAUUAAAAAGGACAAAUAUGG
Molecule: messenger RNA, 2990 nt
Organism: Acanthopagrus latus (yellowfin seabream)
Lineage: Eukaryota; Metazoa; Chordata; Actinopteri; Spariformes; Sparidae
Product: integrin-linked protein kinase
Exons: 13
Coding region: 315-1673 (452 amino acids)
Biological process (GO): cell-matrix adhesion; integrin-mediated signaling pathway; substrate adhesion-dependent cell spreading
Cellular component (GO): focal adhesion; stress fiber
Molecular function (GO): ATP binding; protein binding; protein kinase activity
Source: RefSeq, a predicted model, not a curated record